AUGGCGGGCAAGAAGAAGGCGCGCGGCCAUCGAGGCGGAGGUGGUCGCGCCGGGGCCGGGCGGCAUCGGCGGGACGAGGAGGAUGAGGACGAGGAGCUGCGCGCGCAGCAGCUCGACGAGCUCACCGCCAUGUACGCGCCGCCCCCUUCCCCGCCAUGUACGCCCCGCCUCCCCGCCAUGCACGCCCCGCCUCACCGCCAUGUACGCCCCGCCUCACCGCCAUGUACGCGCCCCCCUCCCCGCCAUUUACGCCCUGCCUCCCCGCUCUCCGCCAUAUUCGCGGACGACUUUGAGCUGCGCUUGGAGCGGCCGCUGGUGGAGUACGCGCUGCUGCUGCGCCCGCACUACUCCUUCGCCGCCCACGCCAACCUCGACGCCGUCUCCCUGCACCUCGUCGUCAGGUAUGUGGCGGGGUAUCCGAGGCGGGCGCUGAAGCUGCGAGUGGAGGCGCGGGAGGGGCUGCAGCAGGAAGACGUGGUGGAGCUGGUGGCACUGCUGCACGACCAGGCAGCACGGGCGGCACGGGAGGGGCGGGUGACGGUGUUCAACCUCGCCGAGACAGCUCAGGAGUUCCUCUCUCGCCGCCUCUCCUCACUGUCACCCGCCACUCACCACCCGCUCGCUCCCACGCAGGCGGGCAGCGAUCGUGAGGAGGCAGAAGGCGAGGCGGAGAGCGAGGAGGAGCGGUGGGAGGAGGCGUGGGCGUGGGAGGACAGUGUGGACGCGGGUCUCUUCUCCGACCCCCUCUCUGCCCCCCCCCUCGCUCCCUCUGCCUGGCCCCCUGCCCCGGGGGGAGAGUGGCGAGGCGGGGAAGCAGGGCGAGGGAGGGGUGGAGGCACUCCUGCGGCUGGUGUCGGGGGUGGUGUGGGGAGGCCGGGUGGCGUGGGUGGUGGGGUGAAGAUGGGUGGUGGGGUGAAGAUGGGUGGUGGGGUGAAGAUGGGUGGUGGGGUGAAGAUGCAGAGGCAGCAGAUCGAAGAAGCAAGUGAGUCGUCACACGAGGGAGAGGAGGGGGAGGAUGACGAGGAAGAGGAGCAAGAGAGUGGAGAGGAGGAGAGCCAAGGCAGCAGCGGCGGUAGAGGGCGACAGUGGGGCAUGGGGCUGUGGCAGCAUGGGGGCGACAGUGCAUCCGAUGGAUCUGCUUCUGAUACCAUUGCCCCUUCCACUGCCCCAUCCGCGUCCAGCAGCGCGUGGCCGCUGGGGUGUUCUGCCGUGACCCUGUCGGCGUCGGGGGGAGGGGAGGAGGAUACUCAGGGGUCGGUGGGCGAGCUGAUUCGGCGAGUGAGAGAAGGGCUCCGGAGCAUGCAGGUGCUGGCAGAGGUGGAGCAGCUGGUGGGCCAUCAGAGGAGCACAGCCAGCAGAGCGAGGCACAGGGGAGCAGGGGGCGUGCGCACGCAGCAGGAGGGUGGUGGUGGUGGAGAGGACGAGGAGGAGGGGGAGGAGGACGAGCAGAGUGAGGAAGAGGAGGAGGAGGACGAUGAGGAGGAGGAGGAAGAGAGUGAAGGAAGAAGUUUUUCAACGGAUGGAGGAACGGCAGUGGGUGCAGAUGGGAGGGGAGCAGCGCAGGGAGCCACUGCAGCUGCAGCUGCGGCUCACCUGCUGCGCAUGGUCACGAGCCACAACGGCCCUCUGCCCCACGCCCUGCCUGCCCUCGCCUCUCAGCUGCACGCUCUUGAGGUGAUACCGCAGUGGGUGGCGGAUCUGCUGCACCACGACCCGCGCCUUGUCGACCGUGCCUUCCACCGCGUAUUCAGCAAGCCUGCCCGCCGCCUCACCGCGCACGCCCAUGCUGACCCAUCCGUGCAGCGGGCGCUGCAGCGGUUCUGGUCGGCCAGUGCGGAGGGCGAGGGCAGUGCUGCAGAUGCAGCAGCGCAGGCGUCAGGGUCGCGCUACCUCUCAGACUUUGAGGAGGUCGCUAUGCUGGGCAAGGGUGGGUUCGGGUCGGUGGUGCUGUGUGUGAACAAGCUGGAUGGGCGCAAGUAUGCCAUCAAGAGGAUUCCCCUCAGGGGCAAAAGCCCUGCUCUCAACUCCAAGAUCCUCAGGGAGGUGGCAACACUGUCGCGGCUGCAGCACCAGCACGUGGUGCGCUACUACCAGGCCUGGUUCGAGACCGGGGCCGGCCGCUCCACACGCCACCUGCCCGUUCACUCCCACAUGGAGGGCACAGAGGGCACGGAGGGCAGCGCGAGUCCCACUGCGAGCCCCACUGCCAGCACGUCGCUGGCGUCGGCAUCGGAGUGGCUCACACGUGAUGCAGACCUCACCCACUCUCACAGCGUGCCGGGGGGGAGGGACGGCAGGAAAGGGGGUGAGGGGGAAACGACAUACCUGUACAUUCAGAUGGAGUACUGCCCCAGGACGUUGCGGCAGGUGUUGGAGGCGCGGGGGGGGGACGAGGUGGAUGGCGCGUGGGCGUGGCGGGUGGUGCGGCAGGUGGUGGAGGGGCUGCUGCACGUGCACUCGCAGGGCAUCAUCCACCGCGACCUCACUCCCAACAACCUCUUUGUUGACCCGCGCGGGGACAUCAAGAUCGGCGACUUCGGCCUCGGUCGGUCAGACCACACCACACGCCUGCACGCUCACCUGCGUCCCCUGCAUGUUGCGUCAUCUGCAUGUUUAGUCACCAAGUUCUCGGAGCUGGGGGAGGGGGUCGAUGCUACAGAUGCUGGCGAAGAGGCAGAAAAGGAGGGGAGUCCUGAAGGGGGUGCAGAAAGGGGGGGGAGGGCGGGGGUGGGCAUGGGGGAGAGGCGGCAGUCGGCAACGGGGCAGGUGGGGACGUACUUUUACACGGCGCCAGAGGUGGAGCAGGGGUGGGCGCACGUGGAUGACAAGGUGGACAUGUGGAGUGUGGGCGUGGUGCUGCUGGAGUGUUGGCACCCCUUCCACACGGCCAUGGAGCGUGCUCACACGCUGUCAGCCCUCAAGCUGCACCGCACCAUUCCACACGACUGGGCAUCCAAGCACCCCCAGGUGGCAGAGCUGGUGCGGCUGCUGCUGAGCCCGUUACCCAGUGACCGCCCGUCAGCAGCGGAGGUGCUGCGAUGCGACCUCAUGCCGCCGCGCAUGGAGGAUGAGGCACUCAACGGCAUCCUGCGUGCCAUCCAGUCUCCGGGAGACGACUUUUCCUCCUCUUCCUCCUCCUCCGCCGUGUAUGACCGCGUGCUCGCCGCCAUCUUCGCCCGCCUCCCCGCCACCCCUCCCUCCUCCGCGCCCACCCCACCACCUGUGCGCGCGCUGCCGGGCGGGGGCGGGGGGGAGGAGGAGGAGUGGGAGCGGGGGGCGGUGCAGUGGACGGGGGGGAGAGAGGCGUUCAUGGCGGGCGUGGAGCGCAUCUUCCAGAAGCAUGGCGCCCUGCGAUCGGAUACUCGCAUCGUUGACUUCGCGUAUCCCGACCGCCGCACCCACGAGCUGGCAGUGCGAGUGGUGGACGCACAGGGCUCGCUGCUCUCUCUGCGCUACGACACCCGACUCACCUUCGCCCGCUGGGUCGCCGCCACACAGACCUCGUCUCUGAAGCGCUUCCAGUUCUCCUCUGUCUUCCGCCGCGCUCCCGGUCGCCGCCCCCCUCACGACUACCUGCAGGCAGACUUUGACAUUGUGGGAGGGACGCCUGUUCUGGCGGAUGCUGAAGCCAUCAAGGUGGCCGUGGAGGUGGUGGAGGGGAGUGGGGCGGCAUGGGGGGCGGUGGAGGUGCGGCUGAACCACCGCGAUCUGCUGUCAGCCAUCUGGCAGUGGGCGGGGGUCACACGCCCACAGGUCGCCAGUGUCGCCCAGUUGCUGGCGCUGCUGGGCGGCUCCCCCCCCACAGCCCCCUCCCGCAAGGCCGCCUGGCCUCUUGUUCGCCGCCAGCUGCUGCAGGGAGUGGGGCUGAGUGAGGCAGUGGUGGAUCGCCUGCAGGCGGUGGAGAAGCGCUUCAGUGGGCCGGCAGACGAUGCCAUGGCCCGCCUCACAGGGGCGCUGCCUCCAGGCCCACUGGUGGCGGCAGCGCUGGGCGAGCUGGGGGAGCUUCUGGCGCUGCUGCGAGUGUGGGGCAUCCACCCCGCGUGCACCACCAUCGACGCGCUCAUGGCGCCCUCCCACCACUACUUCUCCAAAUGCUUCUUCCAGGUCCACGCAAGGCACCUGGCGUCUCAACCUCCCCAUCACCAGCACCACCACCAUCAUCACCAGCAGCAGCACCCCCUAAUCCCUAUCAGCACGCAGCGCACCACCGUGCCUGCUUCUGAUGCUUCCUUGCCUGCCGCUCGCUCGCUCUCCGCCUCGCCCCCAUCCCCCCUGGCCGCCCCCUGGUCGUCCUCGCCGCCCCUCUGGGUGGCCGUGGGCGGCCGCUACGAUGCCCUGCUGCUCCACCUCUCUUCCUCCUCCUCCGCCGCCGCCGCCGCUGCUGCCGCUGGGAGAGGAGCGGGCUCUCGGCAAAGAGGGGCAGGAGGCAGUGGGGGGGGGAGUGGGGCGGUGGGUGCGGUGGGGUUCAGUGUAGCGUUACACAAGCUCAUGGCGCCGUCACACCCAACCACUCACCACACUUCCAGGCAGGCAGCGGUAGAUGUGCUCGUGUGCGCCAGGGGAGGGGCGGGGCUGCUUAGCAAGAGGAUGGAAGUUUCUGCGCAGCUGUGGGCGGCAGGAAUCAAGGCGGAGUAUGUGUGUGUGCGGGCGCCGAGCCUGACGGAGCAGUAUGAGCACGCGCACGAGCACGGCAUCAAGUGGCUCGUGCUGCUCACCGAUGCCGGCCUGCACACCCACUCUGCCAAGGUACGGCAUCUAGAUCUGAAGACAGAGGAGGAAGUGAGCCUUGAUGAUUUGGUCAAGUUCUUCCUCGAGGCCUUGCCGUCUCUUACCACUUCUUGCCGCCGCGGGGCCACAGCACCAUCUGGUUUUGGCGCUGCUUGA
Closterium sp. Naga37s-1 is the source of this 4884-nucleotide messenger RNA. Lineage: Eukaryota; Viridiplantae; Streptophyta; Zygnematophyceae; Desmidiales; Closteriaceae. The record is from the annotation of a GenBank genome assembly.